GCUUGGGGGGGUGCCCCGAAGGCUGCGACCCGCGCCUUCCAGUCGGCGCGCGACCUGGUCCCGAGGAAAGGGGGCAGGCGUCGAGGCGGGCGGGCCAUGCCCUGGUCGCCCCGAGCCGCUCUCCUGCGGGACCUGGUCUUGGGCGUGCUGGGCACCGCCGCCUUCCUGCUCGACCUGGGCGCCGACCUGUGGGCCGCCGGGCAGUACGCGCUCCGCGGCCGCUACCUGUGGGCCGCGCUGGUGCUGGCGCUGCUGGGCCUCGCCUCGGCCGCGCUGCAGCUCUUCAGCUGGCUGUGGCUGCGCUCCGACCCCGCCGACCUGCACGGCCCGCCCGCCCCCGGCCGUGGCCUGGCGCUGCUGCACCUGCUGCAGCUCGGCUACCUGUACAGGUGCCUGCAGGGGCUGCGGCAGGGGCUGUUGGUGUGGCAGCAGGCGACGCCCUCAGAGUUCGACUUGGGCUAUGCUGACUUCCUCUCCAUGGACAUCAGCAUGCUGCGGCUCUUUGAGACCUUCUUGGAAACGACGCCCCAGCUCACGUUGGUGCUGGCCAUCAUCCUGCAGAGCGGCCAGGCUGAGUACUACCAAUGGUUUGGAGUCGGCAUAUCCUUUGUGAGCAUCUCGUGGGCACUGCUGGACUAUCACCGGGCCCUGCGGACCUGCCUUCCCUCCAAGCCCCGCCUGGGCUGGACUGCUUCUGUUGUCUACUUUCUGUGGAACCUGCUGCUGCUGGGACCCCGAAUUCUGGCUGUGGCUCUGUUCUCAGCCCUCUUCCCCCAAUAUGUGGCCUUGCACUUCCUGGGCCUGUGGGUGGUGUUGCUGCUCUGGGUCUGGCUUCAGCAGACAGAGUUUAUGCACGACGCUGGCUCCGAGUGGCUCUACCGGGGGACGGUGGCCACUAUCCUCUAUUUCUCCUGGUUCAACGUGUCUGAGGGCCACACUCGAGGCCGGGCCACCAUCCACCUGAUAUUCCUCCUGAGUGACAGUGUUCUGCUGGUGGCCACCUGGGUGAUUUAUGGCCCCUGGCUGCCUACUGAGAUCUCAUCACACAUGUGGCUUGCUGUGGGAGGCAUCUGCUUCCUUGUGGGUCUGGCUUUGCGCCUUUGUUACUACUGCUGGCUGCACCCUAGCUGCCACUGGGAACCUGAGCCGGUGGAUGGAACCCGGGUGGAUGGGCCCCGGAGUCUCUUCGCUUGUGAACAUUAUCAGCCAUUUCAGAACAGACGCAUGACUCAGUUGGCUUGGAGCUUUUUCCCUAAAGCUAAGGAUGAGAGCAUUUUGCCAGGGAAGGGAGAGGUGAAUGGGGUCCUAUAGCCAGCACAGACCCAGCGACAAGGGGUUUGCCAUGUGAACAAGAUGAGAAGGGCUGGCACUAGAGGGUCAGGGGUGCCAAUUAUGUACAAGCCAUGUUGGCAGGAAUAGGGCUUUUCUCCUCAAGCAGUAUAGCUGGUGUGCCCAGAACUUGCCCUUGUUGGUGCUGUCAACACUGGCUACCUCUCAAGUGAUGGAAGUGUGGAAGUGUUCAUUUGCUUCUCUGUCCCAGGCUAAAAGGCCCCAGGACUUCUCCAGAUUCCUUUCCUGUCCCACUCUGUUCAUUUAGUUUAUUCAACUAGUGUUUACUGAAAGCACUUUAUAUGCCACAAAUAGCACUUGGUGCUAUUCCAAGGUUAAUAGUAACCUUGGAACCAGCUGCCACCCUAGCUUCAUCCCCUACCUGCUUGAAACAGUCCUGGGUAGAGCUCAAAGGCUGGGGCCCAGGACACCCCACUCUGGAUAAUCUGUCAGCCCCUCUAGAGUCUGCAGCUGGCCUGGCUCUGUGCCUGUCUCCAGGGGCUGUCUUUCAACCAAGUGCCUCGUGGGCCUGUGUUUGCGCCUUGCACAGCCCAUUGAGUAUUUAGCCAGUGUACACCUUUUACCUCAGGGUCCAUUUAGAUGAGAAAGUGUGUCACUGCAAUUGAGGACAUAUGUGGCACAUGUUUGACAGUAUUAUAAGGUUAUUAAAACUUCACGAAAUACGCCAAACAGUCUGUGUCAUUAAACAAAAUUUACCACUCCUGGAGAGAAGAGGUAGGGACAUGAAAUUCUUUGAAACUGGUAAAGGCCCUUGGAGUAGGUAAGAAGGCUGCCUUGGGGCGGGCGGGGCUGCCUUAGGUGUGACUUCAUCCUUUGUUUUCCAAGUUGCAGGGGCUAGGUGGAUUCCAGUGCACUCUGCUUCCAGCUCUGCUGCUGGGCUGGGCAAGCAUAGCCAUAAGCAUCUUUGGGACUAAGAAGUAUGAGAGACCAGGUGUAGGAUAGUGUCUUACCUAAUUGCUGGGAUAAAAUACCUGAUAUCUACAAAUUUAAGAAGGAAAG
Molecule: messenger RNA, 2349 nt
Organism: Octodon degus (degu)
Lineage: Eukaryota; Metazoa; Chordata; Mammalia; Rodentia; Octodontidae
Gene: Xkr8
Product: XK related 8
Exons: 3
Coding region: 97-1311 (404 amino acids)
Biological process (GO): phosphatidylserine exposure on apoptotic cell surface; engulfment of apoptotic cell; apoptotic process involved in development
Cellular component (GO): plasma membrane
Source: RefSeq, a predicted model, not a curated record